Messenger RNA from Aspergillus steynii IBT 23096, 477 nucleotides. RefSeq names its product PLAC8 family protein. NCBI's taxonomy places the organism in Eukaryota, Fungi, Ascomycota, Eurotiomycetes, Eurotiales, Aspergillaceae. Bases 1 to 477 code for a protein of 158 amino acids. The record is from RefSeq and is a predicted model, not a curated record. The transcript has 3 exons.
AUGUCCGAAGCAGCGCAAAAGGUAUACAGAGCAUGGCCGAGCGGCCCCCCGACAUAUCACCAGGCCAACUCUGAAGAGUCUCGCAACAUCACGCACGGCGCAGAUUGGAAUUAUUCGCUAUUUGAUUGCUGUUCGCCGGGGUCACUCUGUCUGUCAAGCUGCUGUCUCCCAUGCCUGACAUUUGGAAAAACCCAAGCCCGAGUUAAAAACCCAACACUAGAAAGUUUCAGCUACGUGAAUUCCGAAUGUGCCCUAUUUACCUGCGUCAGCAUGUUCCUGUCCCACUGGAUCCUGCAAACCAUCCGACGCGGUGAGAUGCGCGAGACCUUUGGUAUCCGGGGCUCUUGCUUUGGUGACUGUUGUGCGACUAUGUGCUGCGGUUGCUGUGCUCUAAUCCAGGAAGAAAAGGAAAUGGAGUUGCGGACGAGACCUGAGUUGCUGGGGUAUCAGAAACCGGCGGGGAUGUCGUAUCCCUAG